AGUAUGCAUUGAUAGAAAUCUUGAUGUUGCGAACUAGCCCCAAGGUUUCGACCAUUACCAUAUGCUCAAGCCGAAGCCGAAAGCGCGAAGAGGCUCUGACGUCUCCUUGGGGCUGAGUAUUAUGUACUCAUGUGCCAUAUUGUAGCGUCGUAUAGCGUGCCAACCACAUCCUUCGUAUCAUACAUGUCAUCGUCAGUCACUCCGCCUUCUAAACCUAGAGAUGACUGUUCAGGAGAUGCAGCGCUCAUAGAUCGGUGAAACACAGAUCCUUUUCCAUUGAUUACUUGGCACCAGUAAGCUGCAUAUGUCUCUCCCCGUGACUGUGGGACGGCGCAUCGUGUUUGAGUGAAGGACUCAGCGCACGUGCAUCUACUGUCUAGAUUGAGCCUAGUCAUGGCUCCACGGGCGGUAGCGACGACUUGACCCCACAUCGAACCGCCACACGUAUCCCAAAGAGUCACGACGUGGGCAUAUCUUCCGGCAACACCAACAUGACUUCGGUAAUCAGCUCUUUGCGCAAGCAAAUUGCGUCAUGCGAAGUCACACUACAGGAUCUACGUCAACAGCUGGCGGAAGCUGAGCACAACCAACGCGAAACAGCUAAAGUUGUGCCCCAGAAAAGACCGCUAGCUACUGACCCUACCAACCCCCUGGAUCAUGACAUGAACUUUGGAGUACCUGAUCAAUUCCGUGAAGAGAUUUUCGCAAUUCUAGAUCAAGAGCAAAAGGCGCCGCAACAUAGCGUGUCUGAGGUAUCUGAGGAAAGGCCAAGAUGGCCACUUCAGAAGAAUGAAUACAAGAGAUAUGGCAGGCAGCUGAUCAUGCCAGAGAUUGGACUGAAAGGUCAGCUUCGCUUAAGAGAUGCUCGUGUACUUAUCGUAGGCGUGGGUGGUCUCGGCUGCCCUGCUGCUGCAUAUCUAGUUGGUGCAGGCAUCGGUACUGUAGGACUAGUUGAUGGUGACGUGGUUGAAGAAUCGAAUUUGCACCGUCAGAUCCUACACUCAACUGCGAGAAUCGGAAUGACCAAGGUUGAGAGUGCGAUGGUGGCUCUGAAAUCGCUCAAUCCCAACGUCACAUUGGUCCCUCACAUAUCUCGACUCAGUCCAGAGACUGCCAUCUCAACCUUCAAGAAAUACGAUUUGGUCCUGGAUUGCACAGAUACACCCGCAUCGCGCUAUCUGAUAUCAGAUGCCUGUGUUCUAUUAGGCAAGACCCUUGUUUCGGCAUCAGCGCUCCGCAUCGACGGUCAGAUGAUGGUGUUGAAUAACCCACCACUGCCGCCUGGCGACCCGAAUGGAGGCCCAUGUUAUCGCUGCGUCUUUCCAAAACCUCCUCCACCUGAGUCUGUCGUAUCAUGUGGCGAUGGUGGUAUUCUAGGACCUGUCGUUGGCGUGAUGGGCGUUUUACAAGCACUUGAAGCGAUCAAGGUUCUGACCCAGAGACCUACUACGACGCCUAUAGACCCACCAAGCCUGCUCCUAUUUUCAGCCUAUUCAAAUCCUAUGUACCGCUCCAUACGUCUUAGGAGUCGAAAAGCCAAAUGCGCUGCCUGCUCAUCACAUUCAACGAUCACUAAAGAAGCACUAGAGUCUGGAAGUCUGGACUACGUUCAAUUCUGUGGCAGUCUAGUUGCGAAUAACAGUCCGUUGGCCCCAGAAGAACGCAUAUCUGCAAAGAACUACGCGCAAAUACGAUCGGGUGUCAACCCUUUUACGGGUACGGUAUCAAAAAAAGACAGUCACUUCCUUGUCGACGUACGCGAGAAAGUGCAGUUCGAGUUGUGCAAUAUCGAUGGUAGUAUAAACGUACCCUUCUCCGCAAUUUCAGCUACGAGAGGACCUGAAUCCGCUACCGAAGAAGAGACUUGGACCAAAAUGUUACGGCAGUCAGAGAAGCCUAUAUUUGUGGUGUGUCGACUGGGCAAUGACUCACAAGUCACUGUCAAGAAGAUGAAGCAGCUAGGGCUCGAUGCAGGAGGCAAGAGAUAUAUUGGGGAUAUCAAAGGAGGUCUAGAAGCGUGGAGAAGUACUGUUGACACUGAUUUUCCGGAUUACUAAACCAUUACGUACUUGCGAAUUUAAGUUACAGCGGCGAAAGCCACUCAUUCCAUC
Alternaria alternata is the source of this 2111-nucleotide messenger RNA. Its product is annotated as molybdopterin biosynthesis protein moeB. The coding region runs from base 492 to 2057 and encodes 521 amino acids. The transcript is spliced from 3 exons. Gene Ontology annotation, biological process: tRNA wobble position uridine thiolation; protein urmylation. Gene Ontology annotation, molecular function: URM1 activating enzyme activity; thiosulfate-cyanide sulfurtransferase activity; adenylyltransferase activity. Gene Ontology annotation, cellular component: cytoplasm; cytosol. The record is from RefSeq and is a predicted model, not a curated record. Lineage: Eukaryota; Fungi; Ascomycota; Dothideomycetes; Pleosporales; Pleosporaceae.